Messenger RNA from Dioscorea cayenensis subsp. rotundata (Guinea yam), 1197 nucleotides. RefSeq names its product protodermal factor 1-like. Bases 53 to 913 code for a protein of 286 amino acids. The transcript is spliced from 3 exons. The record is from RefSeq and is a predicted model, not a curated record. Lineage: Eukaryota; Viridiplantae; Streptophyta; Magnoliopsida; Dioscoreales; Dioscoreaceae.
CACAAUUAAACUCCAUCCCCUCACUCCUCAUCACAUAUCAAAACUCUCAACAAUGGAGAGAAAAACAAGCACAUCUUUCCUUCUCUGCAUUCUUUUCUCCUUGCUUCUCUUUGAUCACUGCAUUUGUAGAACUACUCUUCAGGAUUUCUCAAGCCAGAAGACAUACUACACUUCUCCUGAUCCUCACCACUCUUCUCCUCCUCAUCCACAUACACACAGGAGGAAGCCUUCAUGUGGGAGUACACCACCUCACAACUACGGUUCACCGCCACACCGGAGUAGUGGUGGCGGUCAUGGUGGUGGUGGCGGCUACUACAACUCACCUCCAAGCUCAAGUUACACACCCACUACUCCACCAUCUCCAAUUCUUGGUCCAGUUACACCAACACCCACAACUCCAAUCAUCUCCACACCUCCUUCUCCAGUAUACAUUGAUCCUGGCACACCCACAACUCCAAUCAUAUCCACACCUCCUUCUCCAAUAUACAUUGAUCCUGGCACACCCACAACUCCUAUCAUCUCCACACCUCCUUCUCCUAGACCAUUUGAUCCUAGCUCUCCUCCAUACUACCCUGCACCUUGCAGUUACUGGAUUACACACCCAGCGGCAAUAUGGAGUUUAUUAGGAUACUGGGGGACGGUAGGUGGAUUUUUCGGAAGUAGCUUAGCUUAUGGGAAGGAUCUCACGUUGCAUCAGGCAUUGUCAAAUCCUAGAACUGAUGGAAUUGGAGAACUCUAUAGAGAAGGAGCAGCUUCUCUUUUGAACUCUAUGGCUACUACUAACUUUCCUUUCUCUAGUGAGCAAGUGAAGGAUGCUUUUACUGCUGCUUUGGUUUCUCAGAAGGCUGCUGCAACUCAGGCUGAAAUCUUCAAGCUUGCUAAUGAGGGCAAGCUUAAGAAGAAGAAGCAUUAGAUGUUUUAAUUAUUAAAUGAAUAUUCCAUGCAUGCAUGCAUUUAUAUAUGUUGUGAUCUUUAGAUAUUAAUUUUGUCAUGUUUUUGGGUUUGUUGUAUGUGUGUGUGUUGUGAUGUUUUUAAUUUAGUGAUGUUGUUGUUGUUGUUGUUGUUGGUGUGAUCAGAGGGCUUGUAUAAGUUUGAUGUAUUGUAAUAUUGAUUGGUGAUGUUGGUCUUGUGAAUUAGAUUGAGUGUAAAUGCAUGGGUGUUAUUAUGUUUUAAUGAACUUUGAGAUUACUUUUUAAA